Messenger RNA from Lolium rigidum, 645 nucleotides. RefSeq names its product putative germin-like protein 9-2. Gene Ontology annotation, molecular function: manganese ion binding. Lineage: Eukaryota; Viridiplantae; Streptophyta; Magnoliopsida; Poales; Poaceae. The transcript has a single exon. Gene Ontology annotation, cellular component: cell wall. The record is from RefSeq and is a predicted model, not a curated record. Bases 1 to 645 code for a protein of 214 amino acids.
AUGGCGUCCCUGAACAUCUACUCCUUGGUGUUGCUGGUGGUGGUUACAGUGGCCUUGGCGCCAAUGGCAGCCGUGGCCGGCGACCCGGACAUCCUGACCGACUUUGUCCCCCCUCCAGCGCUCGGCGGGCCAGUAAACAUCACCGGUGACUACUUCACUUUCACCGGUUUCCGGGCAACCGUGCCAGCGCCGUCGGCGCCGACAGCCUUUGCGAUCUCCAAGGCCUCCAUGGCGGAGUUCCCAGCGCUCAACGGACAGAGUGUGUCGUACGCCAGGCUCACAUUCCCCGCGGGCACCGUGAACCCGACCCACACCCACCCGCGUGCCUCCGAGCUGCUCCUUGUCAUCGACGGUGCGCUCUCUGUCGGCUUCAUUGACACCACCGGCAAGCUCUACACCAAGGACCUCAUUGCCGGUGACAUGUUUGUCUUCCCCAAGGGCCUCGUGCACUACCAGUCCAACCAGGGACCCAACCUCGCCGUCGCGCUGUCAGGAUUUGGGAGCGCCUCCGCCGGCACUGUGUCCGUGCCGGUCACCGUGUUUGGCACUGGAAUUGACGACGUCGUGCUCGCCAAGUCAUUCAAGACCGAUGUGGCCACCGUGCAGAAACUCAAGGCAGCCCUCACACCGCCAAAGAAGAAUUGA